This is a messenger RNA of Yamadazyma jaroonii, 645 nucleotides long. Lineage: Eukaryota; Fungi; Ascomycota; Pichiomycetes; Serinales; Debaryomycetaceae. The record is from the annotation of a GenBank genome assembly.
AUGGCUCAUCCACAGAAAUGGCUCAUUGCCUAUAACUCAGUAUCAGCUUCCUUAUGGUCAAUUGUAUUAUUCAACACCUUAUUCCUCGGUACUUUGAUUGGCCAACCUUACUUGUUCGAGAAAACUAACUUCGUCACUACAAUCAUUCAAACUUGUGCUUUAGUUGAGGUUUUCAAUGCAUUAUUUGGAAUCGUCAGAGCUUCCUUCUUUACAACCUUGAUGCAAGUCUACUCAAGAUUAUUGGUUGUUUGGGGAAUUUGGCAAUUCUUACCUGAAUCUCCCGCUAAUUCUCAUUGGAGUUACAUCACUGUUUCCAUUGCUUGGUCUUUGAGUGAGAUCAUUAAGUAUAGUUUCCAUACCACUACUUUGAAAGGUGAAACUCCUGAUUGGUUAGUAUGGUUGAGAUAUUCUGCUUUCUUGGUGUUAUAUCCAUUAGGUGUCAGUUCAGAAAUGAUCAUUAUGUACUUAUCUUUAGAUGUAGGUAAAGCUGUAAGUGAAUAUUACUACUAUUUCAUUUGGGCUAACUUGGUGAUCUAUAUUCCAGCUUUGGUUCAUUUAUAUACUCAUUUAUUAAGACAAAGAAAGAAAGCCUUAGGAAAGUUGAAAGCCAAAGGUGAAAAGAAAGACGAAAAGAAGAAUGAGUAG